GUCCUACGGCCCGUUCUCUCGAAUUAACGCAAUGAAGAAAGCAAUAAUUUGAAGGAAAGUUCAUUUGGCGUCCGCUAGAGGGACGACUACAACAUUUCCAUGACGACUGCUGCAGAACAACAUAAGUUGUUUGCUGUGCAGCUAUCAGUUUUGGACUUUUGACAAUGGAGGUAGUAUCUCUCGAUAUAUCGGCUUUACAAGCAGUGGAUGACUACUGGGAGUACAAAAGGAUUGUGGGCGAUGAUGAUGGAGGAAAACUGUUCACUCCAGAGGAAUAUGAGGAGUAUAAGAGGAAGGUGCUCCCCCAACGAAUAAAAAACAGGCUGUAUGUGAGCUUUGGGGUCCCAGGAGGAAUCGACUGCAAACUCAUUGGUCCUGAGACACAGUGUUUCUGCACACAUAGGUACAAGCAGCAUAAGACCGACUUUAAAGUGGUUCCCUCUGAGCGACCCCUGGCCCUACCCUGCCAGGUCAAUGGAUGUCACUGUCCUGCCUACCAGUAUAUUCCCAAAAUUGGGCCAAACCCUGUCCGCUGCAGGUGUAAACACUUACCUCAGGAUCACAGUGAAGCUACUGGCCAUUUGUGCAAAAAGUGCAGUUCCUGUUCUGGGUUCCAGAGCUCCUUCACCUGCGGGUGCGGCCAGCCCAGCUCUGCCCAUCAGACCCUGGUUGAGACAAAGCUAGAGAGGGAGGCACGCAGUCGGCCCAUUGGCAGGGAUGUCCCAUAUGCUGCCAUGGGGGGACUGACAGGGUUCAGCUCCUUGAUCGAUGGUUACCUCGCUUUGGAAGCCAGCAGCUCAGAUCAAGACAGAGAAGAUGGCUGCCAGCAGAGAUGCUCUGCAUCAAGGAUCAAAGAAAUGUCUACUAAAGCAUCCAGCUCCGCUCGCUUGAAGUGUCUGUCUUUGUCACUGUCGUGACACACGGGGAUAAUCAACUGUCAGCAACAGCGGUGAUUAAAUGUCAUCUCACAACUAAACAAUUAACUGACAAUGUAUUGAUCCGAUCAGAGCGUGGGGAGCAUUCGUAUGAUGAUCCAGAUUUCAAAGUUUGACACAGUUGUUUGUUAAUUUUAAUGGUGGAUUUAUCUCAUUUGAAAGUAAAGCAUGAUUAGGAGAUCUUAUCUAUGUUAUUUUCUAUGAUCUGGCUGCCAUGUGAGCUGCAGAAAUACCAUGCAUAAACUCACAUGAGAUUAAGAAUGUAAAAUCCAAAGCAUUUUACAAUUAGAUAUUUUUAGCUUUUUAAUUUUUCAGAGUAAAUAUAUUGAAUUACUGGUUCAUACACAGUUCAGCAUGGGAACACGUGGUCAUCACUACGAUUUCCUCACAGUCAUAUUUUAUACCCUCACUAACCCAGAUUUUAUUUAUUGCUGUUUUCUAGCAAUGCUUUGAAUUUGUCUCUUAAUACAAGCUCCAUAAACUGGUCAGUUUACACAUCUGAGGUUUGUAUGAUUGAUGUUCUCUUACUGAAAGAAAGCCGCCCACUCACCAUGUCACCAAAAUAACACCAAAACCAUGGAGCUAUGUGUUCAGUGAUGAGCACCGGUUUUAAUUUGCAGAUAGAUGUACUGUCUCGGAUUGAUUAAUCCCAUUUCUCACGGCAGAUCAGCAGCGAUGAGAGCUGAUUUAAUCCAGUGAGUGGAUAUUAAAGCAGGUCAUGCUUUCUCUACUUUCUAACGUCUUUAACUGGGAAAAUAAAAUUAACAGGGAUCUGAAAAAGGAUUCACUCCCACUCAAAUAUUUCCACUCUGAGGAAGGCAAGUCAAACUGGAUCAGCAUCUACACUGGUGCUGGCCAGUGAAUCUCAAGUCACCUAUGACGUUAAUGUAAGUAUUACCUGAGGGAACUUUGUGUGUUUGUGAGCUGAACAGGUGCUCUCGAGGGAAAGGAAGUAGGAUCACGUCUGAAGGACAGCACGGAUGCACCUGGGUCUCUGCAUGCAGCCAGGUGCUGAGGAGGAAGCAAAUGGAAGGGAUCCCAUCUGAAAGCUGACACUUAAGGUUCAGUGUGUAUCUACGAUGACCAUGGUAUCACGUUGCCACAAGAUUAAGUAUGUGCACACACAUUCACAGACGCACACAUGCUUUAAACCAAUCAUAUGUCCCCUUCGCUACCCAAAAAAGCUUUGUUGACUGCCAGAGUCGAGCAUCCUUUGAAGACACACUUGACCUGUUUGUACUGCUUACUCAUGGACAGUUUUUCUUACGGAGAAAAACCCAAUUAAUUUAAGAGGUAAAGGCCUAACACCUUUGUCUGACCCAAUUAGAAACUGCAGUAAUUGCCUCUCCAUAGCAACCAUGUUUUGGAGACUACAGGUAAUUUACUAUGGCAACUGGUUGAAGGGAAUGACUACCACACUUCCCUUAUCCCCAUGGAAACCACGCCCAGCUUGACUGACAGAUCAAACACAACAAAUCAGGAUGCGAACACAGAAGAUUAAAUUGGCAAUUACUGCACAAGGAAACACUUAAUUACCCAAGUGACAGUUAGGGUAAGCACACACUGAGACGAAGAAUACACUCUCCUGAUUUCCCCACAGACAGAGAGAGAGGUAACAAAAACUCAGGGGCACAGAGAGACACAGCAGACUGACAGGUGCUGACAAAUCACUUCAAACUGUCAGCCAGAUACUACUCAGAGGGAUAAUACACCUUGAAGUAGAAUUUCCAAAAUGUGUAUGAAAAGCGAAAACAUACUGUAUGGGAGUCCAUGAAAUCUGUUGGGCAUCUAACCCUUUGCUUUUAUUCCUUUGUAGUGAUCAUUAUUACCCAACUCCACAGCUCUACGGAGCAUUUUAGCAUCUUUUAGCUAACUGAUUUGGUUUUCACCGCUUCUUAUUCUGAUGCAGUUUUAGGAAAAAGCUUAGAUUAACCCACUGUGUACUACCUGCCCUCAAUAACACAGUCAGAUGGUGGCUCUGGUCUGUAUUCUGAUAUCGGUGUAGUAUCUUGUACAACAGAUGCACAAAUGGGCUUACAGAUUACAGUUUGCAUGUACAUAGCCUUUAAAACAUAAAGAGUAUAAUUCUGUAUGCCUUCAUACUUUAAACAUUUAUCAUUCAUUGUAGUUUGCUUUAUUUUCCAAGCUUUGAAAAUAAAACUAGCCCACACUUUGCCACUCAGUCCAACUUCUCACUUUUAUCAGAGCAAAAUAAUUCAGGAUUUGUUGUUCUGCAUUCUGACAAAGGUGCACACAGUUUAUCAUAUAGCACAUUGGCUCGAUUAUUAAUGUGUACUAAGAGCACGGGAAACAGCCACAGAUCUCACUGAAGCCUGCACAGCUGCACUGCUGCACCCUGCAAAACCACGCCCAUUCGGGUGAAAUAAGUUUUUAGAGAGUCCCAAACAGCAAGAUCUAUCCCACCUAAAACAGAGCUGAAAGAGAGUUAAAGGAUGGACCAACAGGUAGACACAAAUACUUAACUCUGUCUGCAGGAAUUUUUAAAUAGACACCAACUUCCUGGCAUGUUUGCCCUAUCAACUUUAUAAGGUGAUGUUGCGUUUACAACUACAAGCGGCAAAAUAAAAUAUUAACAGAAACAGAUGCACCUGUUUCUGUUAACAGGAGGACAUGCAGUAUUAUUUAGCCCAUAGUAACACAAUACUGUUUUCUAAUGUGAAUAUACAUACAUUUUUAAUUUAAUAAAUAUUGCCCACGCAUACUAUAUAUUACUGUAUAUGGAGAGGUCUACUGUCCCAACAGCUUUCUGUGGUAGCCAAACUAAAAAAUGUCCCUCCAUGUUAAACAUCAUCAACUCAGAUUUUCACUUUUCCAUAAUAUUCUCUGUCCUACCCCCUUCUGAUUAUCAGAAGAAUCAGCCCGCUUUCUAUUUAGAACAGAUCGUACUCGAACAAAAUACAGCUUGUGUUUUUUUCUAAGAACAAAAAACCCAUCACAAUCUCCUAAAAGCGAAGCACAAUCCUACGUAUGACUUUGACACAUUGGACACAUUGGACGUGUGUGUGUGUUGCGUCUCUUUUGUAGUAGAAACAGUGGGGAAUUGACAGUGCAGCGACUUCAUAGAGACUCUGCUUCGAUCCCCUCUGGUGUCGACAGACUCCGGGAGGGGGGAUGGAGAGCGAGUCGUGAGAAAUGGAUUUUGCUUUUCCACAAAGCACAGAGAUAACAAACACAAAGGGAUGUUGUAUGGCUGGGUUAAAUCAAUAGUAAUGUUUGACGAACAGAAGUGUGUUUAAACACAUGUAGCCACACUCACACAUAUACACACAUAUAAUGGGGUGCAUAUGACCAGAAACAUACACAUGGCAUACCGUAUGUUUGACAGAGAGGAAUUAGUGGUAAAGAUUCUUGUUUGUAUAGAGAAGUGUUGUCAGGGUCACUUAACAAUAGUGCACUUGUAAAGGGUUUAAAAGUGGUCAUCCUUUAAAGGGACCAAGUCAAUAACACAGGGUCAUAUAGGGUUUCUGUGUUACUGUGAGCCAUCAUGUCUGCUGUUAUAAUUCAAGUUGUCAUUACGUUUUUCAGAGGACAUUCAAAUCAUUCAUAGAUACGUUUUUGUGUACUUAUGAAUAUGUGCACGAUUUUCCAAAAAAAUAAUGUAUAGAUUCCUCUCGAUCAUCACGUACAAGAAGUGUGUGGUUACUUUAUAAAAAGGUAGCGACCAGAUAGUCACAUUUUCUUUCCUAGGAUGGUGAAGGCAUAACCCGCCCUACCCUCCCUCUGAUUGGCAGGUACUCAUUGACUUUGUUGAUUGGGUUGGGUAGGUUUAGGCAAGAUGAGUGAGACUAGGGUAAGAAUGUCAGGGUAAGCCAAUCAGAGGCAGAGGAGGGUGGGUACUAGCUUUCCAUCCUAAAAGACAAAAAAACGGGCGACCCAGGCAAGACUGUAAACAUCAUGUAUCCAAGAGGAAGCUAUGAAAAUUGCGGACACUACCAAGAAAAAAGCAAAUAUAGCAAACAAAGCGUGAAUCCAGGCUUGUAUUUCACUUUCUUUGGCGAUGUUGAUCAUAAACGGUAACCCACAAUUCCUGCGUAGUAUACCUUUGAUGUAAGAGCAGCCCCAAAAUGAACCCUUUAAUGCCGUUAUUAGUUUUAAUCCACCUUAAUGUUUUAAAGUGACUUCAAGCUUUAGAGUUUAGUGGUGCUGGUAGCAGGGCUGCAAUCACCUAUGUAAUAUUGGGGGGCAUUUUCAGUCGACACCUUCUUUGACCCUACUCUCCAAGGAGGUAUGGGGGAUAUUCCCCCCUGGAAAAAUCUUUUGAAACUUAACAGCUAAACUGAUCAUUUUAGAGCAUUUUGAAAUGAAAAUCUUAGAUCAGGGGUUCUCACUAUUUUAAAGACUGAGUGCCAUUUUUUUAGGGAGCCAGCAUAUGAUUGAGGGCCACACUGGAAAAGUACACAUGGUGACUUUCUUGUGACAUUAUUUUUCUGACUUUUUUAUGACACUUACAUUUAACAACAUUUAUAACAAUGGACAGUGACAUUACGUUGACACACAUAUUGCAUUGCCUGUUUCCCCUAUUUAAUACAUUUGAAUGUAAAGAAAUGGCAGCACCACUUGGACAAACCAGACACACAGAACUGCAGUGCACCAUAGUACUGGCACCAGUAGUAAUAGUGAUAGUGGCAAUUUCUUACAUUUAUUCAUGAUUACAUUUUCUCAUUUUUUAAAACAUUUUUUAUCAAUAUAUUGGAUAAAUCAACAUUUUGAGCAUAUUUGAAUGUUGGCUGGGACAAUAUUGGAGCCAGACUAGUUCAGUCUUUAUGCUAAGCUAAGCCAACCUGCUAGUUAGCUGUAGACUUAACUAUUAGCAGACAAAUGUGAGAGUGGUGUUGAUAUUUUCAUUAAGUUUUUGGCAGGAAAUUAACCAAGAAUAUUUGCCACAACUACUCCUUUAAAUCACGUUGUCCCCUGGCUGUUACAUCAAGCCAAAAAACACAGCCAUGAUUCCAGCUUAUUGUUAACAUCCUCCUUGUCACAAGACCCGCUCUUAAUUUAAAGGAUCUCAAGCAUGCUGAUCAGCAAUUAAGCAUUAAUACAUCACUUCCAAUUUGAACCCCAUUAGAGCUAUUCCUAAUUAGCCUACAAUCUUGCACUUGUUAUUAGAGUGCAUCUGUGGCUGCUGCUUCGGUGUGAGAGCGUAGCAUGCUCCUCGUGAGUACAUCCUUGUGUGUAACUGCUUGUGCUCGCAGACAUUCAGCAUUAUGCACCUGAAUAAUAACAUUAAAUCUGGAAAAAUGCCUUAAUUUGCAGAAUAAGUAUUUGGACACACUCAAUGGGUGAUUGACAGCCAUGUAAAAAAAAUGUUGUUCUUUCAUGAAUAUUCUUUCAACCGCUUUCCAAUGCAUUAGCUGUACUGCUUAAAUCAUGUAUUUAUCCUCCAUUAUCGGGCCCCUCAUCGCCUGCGCCGAGCAUGCCGUCUAACGUGCUGAUUAUAUAUUAAUGUGAUUUUCACAUUAACUCUUCAGACCUACAUGUAUGAAAAUGGCUGAAAAAGGGCUGUCAAGAGUGUAUUCAGCAGACAUAUUAAAUUGUUAAACCACAACAGUGAUGUGAUUUGGGUUAUGUAAUGUCUUCCAUUUUUUUUGUGUUUAAAAACAUUAAUUUCCCCAUAAAUAUUAAAGCAUGUUAAAGGAUUAAGAUUUUUAUUAGGUGUUUGAGUUUGGGUUUUUUUUUACUCUGUAUUGCGUAUUUUAGAUUAAGGUCUGUUAUUUAAAUCAGAACUGCCAUAUUUAGAAACCACAUCCACCAUAACCUCUAAGGAGUGUCAGCAAUUUAACAGUAAUUUAAUAAUUUACAGUAAUUGGUUAUUGUUAACUGGAGGAGGUCAUCAGUUUACAUUUUUUCCACUCAUUAGAUCCACUCAAAAUAAAUGGAAAAAAUAAUGCAUCCUGGAGAAACAUUGACAUUAAACAGGUAUAACUCUAUUGAAUAUGAAUACAGAGCACGUGUUAUAAUAUUGAUAAGCAAUAAUUAAUGUGCUGUUAAUGUUUAAUAUCUUUGAGGCUCAACAAACACGCAGACACUCCAAUGUAACCAUGACACAUCCAGACUAUUGUGGUCUCACAUGGGUCACAACAGUUAUUGAACUAAAGUUUAGUGCCCUUUAAUGUGGUCACAACUUUCAUCAGGUUUCCACAUAUCAAGUCUCAGGACUCUGACCUGCACACCUGAGCCGAACCAAGCUGUCGCUGCGUGGUGGCCUGACCUCCUGUUCAUCUGUCACUCAAAAGACCUUAUAUGAUGUUGCUGCUGACGUGUUGUUGGGGCUGCAUUCACCCCAGGAACAGAUGUGCCAGAGACAUUAUACACACACAGAGAUCACAGAAAACAGUGAGGAGGUAAAGACAGGUACACACUGAGACUAGAUAGGGUGGCUCUUAUAGCAGUGGGGGCUUAAUUAGAGUGAUAGAAGAACAAAUGAGAAAACGACAGAGGACAUAAUUUCUUGUUAUUUCCUUAUUUAGCAGCUGUCAGUAUUGUACUUACUCUGAACUGAGAGCGGAGACAGGCUUGUGUUCUCCGAGAUGUUGCAUGGUUCAGUAAUUGCCUGCGAAGCCUGUCAAUUAAAGUCAAAGCCAAAAGAAAAAGGACAAUUUGGGAGCUUGCUCUUUAGACUUGUUGAUAGCUGAUGGCUCAGAGGAGUGGAUAGCAGAACUGAUACAUCUUGGGUGGUGGACCAGUUCUGUUAAAACAAGCCAGUUAUUGCUGUAAAUUACAUUGAAUCAGUAAUAAAUGUUCAAAUCUUUUUUUUAUGUUUGUUUUAACACCAAUGUGGCUCAACGCACAAAAGACUUAAUUAAUACAGUUUGGUAAUCUCAUUAUUCCAGUUGAUUUAAUCAACAGCAGACAUCUCUAAAACAUCCAGUAUGAACCUAGUACAGGGAACUCUUUACCCAAAUCACCUUCAGUUUGAAGCUGCAGCCCACGUAGCCAAACAGGGGGCUGCCAAUGCGCUAUCUAAGUAAUAGUAGUGCUGGCUUACCAGAAGUAACACAUUGUCACCAAAGCACAAUAGCACAGUCAAAAGCAGCAAUUUAGAUGUCAGACGUCUGUGUAAAAGUGGUGUAAUAGCCAAGAACGCACCAAAGCUGUAUGCGAUUUUUUCCUCUUUUCACUUGUCUUCCCAGUCCGUUUGCUUACAACUGCCUGAACGAGACUGUGCACGCAGCCUGCUUGUCAGUAUUUCUUUUUACAGUUGUACACACUGUAAAUUUGAAAAGUGUGAUUCACAGCGGAGGAAAAUUACAGGCCUUUUCAUCUUAACAAAUCAUGGGAGAGAACUUAUUGUCCAAACUAGGAGGUUGAUGGGAGGAGGGAAAAAACAAAUUUGCAUUUAAACAGCUUGCUCUGUAAAGGACCUGUUCUCCGCAGAAAUGAUUUCUGAUAGCGACAAAGCUCCAUGAAAUUCACUUACACAGCAUUUACCUAAAGGUGCUACAUUUAGAGCAGCAAUAUAUCAUUGUAACAUCAAAUUUCAUUUGUCUAAUUAACAUAAACAACUGGGGGUGUGUUGAAGAGGAGUGGUAGCUAUCUUUUUACUAGCGUUGAUAUUAUCAGCGCUGAUGUCGAAAUGAAUGACCACAUUUCCCCUGAACCCCGUUCGCCCUGUCAAAUCGGCCAUCUAUCUCCCCUUGAGCUGCAAGAACGGCGCCCUCUUCCUCUUUUUUGUGCUGCAUAAAAAUCCAGCAGAUUUCUCCCAAAACCUGACCUGGUUGUCAGACCCGUUUUAAUUAUAGAACGUGUUGUAAAUAUUUAAUGAACAGAAAUACUGGCUGAGACUGAUACCACCUCAAGCAUGGACUAAUCCACCGCAUGUGCAGUGAUAGCUUAGCUUAUAAUAAAGCUCCAAACAAGCAAAGAAGAUGUCUUAGGUAAAUCAUCUUUAAACUGCAUGGUCCUGAGCUGAUUUCAUUCAUUACCUUUUAUUAUAUCAUGGUCUGGAUAAAUACUUGAUUCUGAUUGGCUGCAGGGUGUCUAUUAAUUCCUGAUAAUGGACACUUACUAAGUAGCUCCAGUCAAACUGUCUGUUCACUGUUCUAAAUGAAUGCACUGGCAACAUAGCACCAGCCUGUACCUAAAAUAAGUAACCACAGCAACUGGGACGCAGUCAAAGCCUACAUUUACAAUUUACUGCAACACGUGCUGUGGGGUGCUGGAGCCUAUCCCAGCUGACACUGGGCGAGAGGCAGGGUACACCCUGGACAUGCCGCCAGACUAUCACAGGGCUGACACAUAGAGACAGACAACCAUUCACACUCACAUUCACACCUACGGACAAUUUAGAGUCACCAAUAAACCUGCAUGUCUUUGGACUGUGGGAGAAAGCUGGAGUACCUGGAGAAAACCCACGCUAACACAGGGAGAACAUACAAACUCGCAGAGAAGGGCUCCCUCCUGGGAUCGAACAAGGAACCCUCUUGCUGUGAGGCGACAGUGCGAACCACCACAUCACAGUGCUGCCUCGUUACAUUAGGGAAAAGGUAGACUGUGAACAUGAAGGAAUGCACAUGGUCAACAACAGCAUUUAGGUCAAGAGCCCAAGAAAACUGCAGUUGACAGCAGAGAUGAUUGAUCUGUGGAUUUAUGUUGUUUAAGCCAAAUUCUGACCCUGUCUUUGACUUGGAAACAAGAUUUUGUCAGGCAGUUUUCACUCCUUAGCCAUGCUAGCACCGUGGCUCGUGGGAGGACAAUACGGAUAGAUUACUGAACGGGCCUUCUUGGCACAGGCCCAGGUGCUCAAAAUGAUCAGGAAAAGACUUAAAGUGACCACAAAGAGAUGCACAAAAUUACCUUUAAGAGACACAAGGAGACACAAAAAAUAAAAUGCAUUACAAAACACCUACAAAGAGACACACAAGGAUGCAUAAUGACUACAUAUGGAUGCAAAACCACCACAAAGUCUGUGUGUCUUUGUAGCAGAGGUGGUGGGGCCCUUUGUCUUAUAAUACACACCCAUGGAUGACAAUGUAGUUUUGACAGUUGGCCUUCCACUUUGGUCAAGACUGAAAUAUCUGAACAACGUUUUCCUGGAUUGCGAUGAAAUGAUGCACAGACAUUUACUGAAGACUCCUGAUGUUGUUUGUUCAUAGCUGACGUGAGUGUAACCCAGCACGGCCUCUUCUAUUUUAACUUGUCUGCUUCAAUGAUCGAUGAGUUGUGCAUUCAGAGGAUGCACAUUUGGUCAAAUCUUAAGACGUCACCUGUGUCUAAAACUCUGAAGCCGGUGCAUCUUUCCCUCAUGCUCAUAUUAACUUUAGAUUCAUGAUACUCAGUUUGAUGUUUAAGCAAACAUUAACUGACCUCUCAACUUAGCCGGCGUGCUUCAUACAUCUGCUUCAUUCACAUGUCAGACACUUAACAUAGGCACAAGCUGUUCACUUAAAAAAGAUGUUA
Epinephelus fuscoguttatus (brown-marbled grouper) is the source of this 10352-nucleotide messenger RNA. RefSeq names its product family with sequence similarity 221 member A (gene fam221a). The transcript is spliced from 8 exons. NCBI's taxonomy places the organism in Eukaryota, Metazoa, Chordata, Actinopteri, Perciformes, Serranidae. Bases 165 to 917 code for a protein of 250 amino acids. The record is from RefSeq and is a predicted model, not a curated record.